Molecule: messenger RNA, 2084 nt
Organism: Diuraphis noxia (Russian wheat aphid)
Lineage: Eukaryota; Metazoa; Arthropoda; Insecta; Hemiptera; Aphididae
Product: dynamin-1-like protein
Cellular component (GO): microtubule; membrane; cytoplasm
Molecular function (GO): GTPase activity; microtubule binding; GTP binding
Source: RefSeq, a predicted model, not a curated record
CUUCAUCAACAUUUUACAAUGGAUUCAUUAAUACAAACUAUAAACAAGCUACAAGACGUGUUCGCUGUGAUUGGUGAUCAUAAAAUCGAUUUACCUCAAAUUGUUGUCGUCGGAUCCCAAAGUUCUGGAAAGAGUUCAGUUCUUGAAAGUUUAGUUGGUAGAUCUUUUUUACCUCGAGGUACAGGCAUUGUAACUCGUGCACCCUUAAUCCUUCAAAUGAUUAGAUACUCAAAAGAAGACAGAGAAGCAAUGCUGAAAUUAACAAAAAAUGGCGAAAUUAAAACCUGGGCAAGUUUUCUUCACAAACCUGGUGUCAUUUUCGACAAUUUUGAUGAAGUUAGAUAUGAAAUAGAAAAUCAGACUGAUUUUCUAGCUGGUUCCAACAAAGGUAUCACACAUGACCCCAUUGUUUUAAAAGUUUUUACUCUAUCAUACGAUUUGACUUUUGUUGAUUUGCCUGGAAUUACCAAAGUACCUGUUGGUGAUCAACCAGAAGAUAUUGAUGAACAAAUCCAAGAACUUAUAUUAAAAUAUGUCAAACAGCCAAAUUCUAUCAUUUUAGCAGUGGUCACUGCAAAUACAGACCCAUCUACAUCUGAAAGCUUAAAAAUAGCUAGAAAAAUGGAUCCGGAAGGGGAAAGGACCAUUGCAGUUGUCACUAAGUUAGACCUGAUUGAUAAAGGUACAAUACAAGACACAACAGACCUCCUUUGUGGUCAUAAAAUCCCGGUAAAACUUGGUAUUAUUGGAGUCGUUAAUAGAAGCCAAAAAGACAUCAAUGAGUGUAAAUCUAUGAAAGAAACUUUAAAAAGUGAAAAAGAUUUUUUAAGAUCAAACUAUCCUGAUAUAUAUAAAAAGCACGGUAACAAAGUUUUAGCUAAAACUUUACAAGAUAUUCUUAUUAAACAUAUAAAAAAAACCUAUCCAAUAUUGCAUAAAAACUUACAAGAUACUAAGACAAAACUUGAAAGUGAGUUAAAAACAUUGCAAACACCCGACAGUAAGGUUUCUUUUAUAUUAGGUUUAUUAAAAGAUAUAUCCAAAUCAUACUGUGAUACUAUAAUGGGUAAUAGAAGAGAUGUUUCGGACAAAAUAGUUAUGGGUGGUGCGAGGAUCGCACAAAUCAUUAACGAAGAGUAUGUGGAAAAAAUUAACAAGAUUGAUCCAUUACACAAUUUGACCGAUGAACAAAUUGGUAUAAUUUUAUUAAACACUGCUGGAAUAACCAAUAGUUCUUUUGUGAAUGAAAAAGCAUUAGAAAAUAUGAUCUGCAAACAAUUGGAUAAUCUCAUUGAACCAUCAAUGUCCAGUGUGGACUUUGUACGUGUAGAAAUGUUGAAAAUUUUUGAUUGCAUUGACGAAAAUAUUUUAGAAACAUUAAAAAGAUUUCCGCGGAUAAAUUCAGAUGUAAGGAAUGUCCUUCACAAGAUGCUGGAUGACAAAUUAAGUAACAUAAAAGAAUUUAUAAAGUCUUACAUAGAGACAUACCAAACUUGUUUAAAUACAACCAAUCCAAAUUUUUUAUUUCAAUUGGUGAAAUCAUCUACCGAAAUGCAAGAUUCAUUUCUUACAUCUUAUAUGAAUGACUCAAUAAAAACAACCAAAGUGAAAAACAAUGAUGAAGAUGAACGGGAGGAAGAAAAUUUAAAAAUUCAACAAUUCAAACAAAUGUUAUGUGGCUUAAAUGAUUUAGAUAACACUAUUGAAACAUCAAAGCAAGUAAAAAUCCACCGUUGCUUAACGCAGUGCUACUUUGAUUUCAUAAGAGAAAUCAUACGAGACUUUGUACCCAAGCGCAUUCAUCACAAAAUGGUGAAAUUAAUUUUGGACGAUUUUGAACAUCAUUUGAAUGAUUUUGUUUUUACUCCUUAUGUCUUAAACYGUUCAUUUGAUGAAGUACUUGUAGAGGAAGAUGGCGUAAUAGAAGAUAGAACAAGGGUUGAAAAGAUGUUACAGGCUGUAAAUAAAGCUUUAAAAAAUAUGGUUGACAUUCAAUGUUAUUGAUGAGUUAAAAAUCAUUUUUUUUUGUUUAAAUAUUUUUAAAUUGUAUUAUUAUUAAGAAAUAUAACAAGGGAAAUUUUUUU